CAUGGUUUCAGAGUAGGCGUUAUGCCUUCGCUGGCUGGCAACAGAAUCGCUCCCGAAAAGCCAGUCUGAUGAAGACAACGGUCAUACCCCUUAUCGCUUGUCGCUCUCGCUGGACAUGCAGGUGCUUCCCCACUUGGAUAGAGACAUUCUCGUUCUGGAGUCCUAUCGGCGUGUGUUCGAUCGAGCGUGGAGACUAUACUUGAAGUCAUCUGGUCUAGGGAUAGUGCUCACUGGGCAACCCGGAAUCGGUAAAUCCGUCUGGUUGUGGUACGCCCUUACCCGGCUGUUGAGAAAGCACCAAGUCAUAUUGUUUUCUUAUGGACACGCAAUUUAUCUGUUUCACUUUGAUGGCGUAUACUCAUUUCAGGGCAAUGUCUUUGGCACUCGUCAUCUUCCUCAACCCCCUCCUGGCACGUUUAUCUGGGGAUUGAUAGACUCCGAUAAAGUGGUUGAAGAACCUAGUCCAGAGUUGACAUCUCCGCCUAUCUUUCCUAUCCAUGCUGCUUCUCUAGACCGAAAGCGAUACAAGGAAUGGCGGAAGCAACGAGAGGCACUGACGUGGGGUCUGCGCCUGUGGGAGCGCGAAGAGCUUGUGGCGGGUCUCGAACUACAGGAGGAGUACGCCGAUUUGUAUGAAACAGUGGUCAGCAUUCUUAGGGGGGAAGGGAUCCUUCGGAACCUCAGCCCACUCGUUAUGACGAUCGAAGCGAGCACGGUGGCGCCGAACAUGCUUUCGAAAAGAUGGGAAAGGAAGAAUCCGAGAAACUCUCACGCGAAAUGAUGGUCAAGACCCUCGAGAACGUGAUCAGUUGUAUGGCUACUCUGCAUGCGAUGUCUACGAAGGCGUCUUUAGGCCUGAGGGGGUUGAGCAUUCUCACAUCGAGGCGUUGGAAGAUGCGUCUUGGGAUGAGCUUCGAAGGGCCCUUCCAAAGAACAAUGAAAGUUCUGGAAAGGCUUCCUAUCGCCUAGUCGCUGUCGAUGUUGCCAGAACUGGCGACAUCUAC
Molecule: messenger RNA, 1004 nt
Organism: Laetiporus sulphureus 93-53
Lineage: Eukaryota; Fungi; Basidiomycota; Agaricomycetes; Polyporales; Laetiporaceae
Exons: 3
Coding region: 116-781 (221 amino acids)
Source: RefSeq, a predicted model, not a curated record